Oppiella nova is the source of this 1399-nucleotide messenger RNA. The record is from the annotation of a GenBank genome assembly. NCBI's taxonomy places the organism in Eukaryota, Metazoa, Arthropoda, Arachnida, Sarcoptiformes, Oppiidae.
GAGACAAUUCGUAUACCAUAUAAUAUACGCGUAUAUCUUAAACUUUGCCUUUUGUUUGCCACUAAAGUUGUCAAUAGAUAAGUUUACAGUCUAUUCAAGAGUUAUCCAAUAUGUGCUGGUCUAUUAAUUAUAUUAAUCGUACGAUUCGUGUUAUUCUGGACAUAUUUGUCAGAGUAAUUGGUUUAUUAUAUCCGUCUAAUCAGCGAUACUUACCGCCCAUUACUGACAGACUUUUGUUGGAACCGGCGAUCAAUUUAGUGAAACUUAUCAAAACUGGACGAUUGAAAUGUGAAGAUCUGGUCAAAGCGUACGUCGAUCGCAUCAAAACAGUUCAGCCGCACAUAAAUGCUGUGAUCGAUGAACGCUAUGAACUGGCCGUAGAAGAGGCCAAAGAAGUCGAUAAACAGGUCACUCAUGAGCUUCAGGGCAAUGAACCACUCAAUGGAGUGUCCAUCCAUUCACAGCCACUGUUAGGCAUUCCCUUUGUAGGCAAAGACUGUAUUCCCAUCAAAGGUCUCUUCCAAACCACUGGAUGUCCCGCUCGAAAAGGUAUUAAAGCCACAGAAGAUGCAACUGUUGUGAAAUAUCUUCGAGAUGCCGGUGCUAUACCUCUUGCUAUGACAAAUGUGCCGGAAUUGCUACUGUCUUGGAAUACAUACAACAAACUCUAUGGACAGACAUACAACCCAUACGACAAGUCUAUAAUUCCUGCGGGUAGUUCUGGUGGCUGUGCAUCACUAGUGUCAUCGGCCGGUGCUAUUAUGGGCAUCGGAUCAGAUAUCGGGGGAUCCAUACGAAUACCUUCAUUCUUCUGUGGUUUGUUCGGUCACUGCAUUACUCACGAACUGAUUCCCAAAGACAAUCAUUGGCCGCCAUUUCCCGAAGAAAUGAUGAAAUAUUACACAUAUGGACCGAUAGUCCGAUUCGCGACUGAUUUGAAACCAAUGGUCAAAUUUUGCAAAACACUUUACGGCGGCUCUGAUCACACGAUUACGGCUCUUGUUAUGGCUGUGGCUAUGAGACUGAGUAUCAGUGAACAGGAAUCACAAGAAUAUCUCAAAAUACGGGAUGAGUUAAAGGCAGAACUGAACGAACUCUUAGGAAAUGAUAACAUUUUGUUAUUCCCAACUCAUCCGGACAAUUGUGUCAAACUGAAUGCCACAAUCAUUAACAUGAAGAACACCAGUUACACAAUGGUCUUCAAUAUACUGGAUAUGACUAUAACUCAAGUGCCGAUUGGACUCAACUCCAGAGGACUUCCACUGGGAGUCCAAGUGAUCGCCAAUGCAUUCAAUGAUCACUUGACUAUAGCUGUGGCGGAGGAACUGGAGAGAAGGUUUGGCGGUUGGGUUCCGCCCACGAAAGUUCAAUAUGAAUAAAAUGCACACAAAUUUGAGCU